This is a messenger RNA of Paramecium tetraurelia, 1281 nucleotides long. RefSeq lists its product as uncharacterized. The transcript has 4 exons. NCBI's taxonomy places the organism in Eukaryota, Ciliophora, Oligohymenophorea, Peniculida, Parameciidae. The record is from RefSeq and is a predicted model, not a curated record.
AUGACGCAAAACUAAUUAAAAAUGCUGCUCUGCGUAUUUUAAGUAGCUUUUGUAUCAGCUGGACUCUAUUUCUAUAUAUUCUGGAAGAAAUUAGAUGAUAAACCUUAUUAUGAAUAGCUUGCUUUUGUGUAUGGGCUAAUUUUAGGAUUCACAGAAUUAUUGGUUGCAAUAAUUUUAUUCAUUCUAAUGAAAACUCAUGUUCAAAUAACAUCCCUGGGAAUGAUUGGUCGCUACAUUCGAUAGAACUGCUACAAGGAAUAUUACGCUCUGAUAAUAAUUAAUUUAGCAUUUCUGAUAUCCUUCAAUAUUAUUUCAAUAGUGGACUCAGAAUCUGUUAGUUUCAACACUAUUUAAUCGCUCCACUUCAUAGCUGCCUACUAUAUUCAAGCAGUUCUCUUCACAAUAUUUUCAAAUGACUUGCUAAAGCGAAGAGCCUUGAUUCCGAACGAGUUUAUGUUCGAAAGAGAGGGAAUCUUCCGAUGCGCCUAUGAAGUUCUCUAUUACAUAGUGUGUUUAUUCAUUGUCUUAAGUUACUUUUUGGUUACCCAUUUCGAGAAAUUGCCUGAACCAAAUCAAACCUUGUGUCAAUUAAUCAUAUUCACCUUGCUCUACCAAUUCUAUUCCAUAACUAAGUUGGGUAUUUUGAUAAAAAUAUUUUUGAUAAUCACAACUACCAGGCUGCUCUACUCAGCAGCCAACUCUAUUAACUAAUUCAAGGAUGAUUCUUAGAAAGGAUAUUAGAUCACUUUGAUAGUGAUCACAAUCAUAUUUUUAAUCAGAAUGGUGUAACAAUGUUUAAUAGGUGCAAUAAGAGCAAGGGAGGAAUACUUAAAUUAGACUUAACAUCAACCUCCCGAUAUUCUGAGUGCGUUGAAUUUAUUACCACCCAGAGACCCCUACAUAAGACAAUCGGCAUAAGUAAUCAGUGAGGAGUAAAUUGAGAUGUUGCCUGUGUAAAAGUUUAAGAUGGAAUUUGAAUUUGUGUGUUCGAUAUGUGACAUGAAUCUUCUAAAGAAUGAGAUGGUGAUGAAAUUGAAUUGCUCCCAUAUUUUCCAUUCGGAAUGUUUAAAGCCUUGGAUUAGAAUCAAGAACUCUUGUCCGAAUUGCAGACAGCAGAUACUUAGUUAAUUCACUCAAUAAAAUUAGCACGAUGAGAUUCCUUAACAUUUACAUCAAUAAAUUCUACGCAUUCAAGCUGAAGCUCCCCCUCCAAUAAAUGAAAUAAAUUAACAAUAACAAAUAAGCGAGGUACCUCAAAGAUAGAUGGAAAUACAAGAAUGA